CCGAGCCGAGCCGAGCCGAAUAGCAUCUCCAUCCAUCCUCGGCGGCGGUCGGUCCUGCGCGCGCGGGCGGGCGGGCGGCUGGAGCGCGGCGGGCGCAGCGCCAGGCCAGCCAUGGCCACCAGCACCACGACGGGCUCCACCCUGCUGCAGCCCCUCAGCAACGCCGUGCAGCUGCCCAUCGACCAGGUCAACUUUGUAGUGUGCCAACUCUUUGCCUUGCUAGCAGCUGUUUGGUUUCGAACUUAUCUACGUGCAAGCAAAACUAGCUCUUUUAUAAGACAUGUCGUUGCUACCCUUUUGGGCCUUUAUCUUGCACUUUUUUGCUUUGGAUGGUAUGCCUUACAUUUUCUUGUACAAAGUGGAAUUUCCUACUGUAUCAUGAUCAUAAUAGGAGUGGAGAAUAUGCACAAAUAUUGUUUUGUGUUUGCUUUGGGAUACCUCACAGUGUGCCAAAUUACUAGAGUUUAUAUCUUUGAUUAUGGACAAUAUUCUGCUGAUUUUUCAGGACCAAUGAUGAUAAUAACCCAGAAGAUUACUAGUUUGGCUUAUGAAAUUCAUGAUGGGAUGUUUCGAAAAGAUGAAGAUCUAACUCCAUCACAGAGAGGUUUAGCUGUAAGGCGCAUGCCAAGUCUUCUGGAAUAUUUAAGUUACAACUGUAACUUCAUGGGCAUCCUGGCUGGUCCACUAUGCUCUUACAAAGACUACAUUACUUUUAUUGAAGGCAGAUCAUAUCAUAUGGUCCAAUCAGGUGAAAAUGGAAAAGAAGAAGUACAGUAUGAAAAAACAGAGCCAUCUCCAAAUGUGGCAGUUGUUCAGAAGCUCUUGGUCUGUGGACUUUCUUUAUUAUUUCACUUGACCAUCUCUAAGACAUUGCCUGUAGAGUACAACAUUGAUGAGCAUUUUCAAGCUACAGCUUCAUGGCCAACAAAGAUGAUCUAUCUUUAUGUCUCUCUUUUGGCUGCGAGACCUAAAUAUUAUUUUGCCUGGACAUUAGCUGAUGCUAUCAACAAUGCAGCAGGUUUUGGUUUCAGAGGAUAUGACAAAAAUGGAGCAGCUGAUUGGGAUUUAAUUUCCAAUCUAAGAAUUCAGCAAAUAGAGAUGUCAACAAGUUUCAAGAUGUUUCUGGAUAAUUGGAAUAUUCAGACAGCUCUUUGGCUCAAAAGGGUUUGCUAUGAACGAGCCUCCUUGAGUCCAACUAUCCAGACAUUCAUUCUCUCUGCCAUCUGGCAUGGAGUCUAUCCAGGAUACUAUCUGACAUUUCUGACAGGAGUGGUAAUGACAUUAGCAGCACGAGCUAUGCGAAAUAACUUUAGACAUUAUUUCAUUGAACCUCCCCAACUUAAAUUAUUGUAUGAUAUUUUAACAUGGAUAAUAACUCAGAUAGCAAUAAGUUACACAGUUGUGCCAUUUGUCCUUCUUUCUAUAAAACCAUCAUUCAUGUUUUACAGCUCCUGGUAUUUCUGCCUUCACAUUGUUGGUAUUUUAGUAUUAUUGUUGUUGCCAGUGAAAAAACCUCAAAGACAAAAGAACACAAAUGAAAAUGAAAAUGCGCAACUGUCACGAUCAAAAAAGUUUGAUGAAAGAGAAAAGUCUUUGGGACAAAAUAGUUUUUCUACAACAAACAAUGUUUGCAAUCAGAAUCAAGAAAGAGCCUCUAGACAUUCGCCUUUAACGCAAUGAUGGGGAAACUCAGCGAUGGCUAUAGGUUGUAUGUUAACAGGAACCAAUCUUAGCACCUUUUCAAAAGGUUUGUGUUUGUUUGAAAAGAGAUUCACUGGGGGGAAAUCAGACUGUCAUAGAUGGGAAAUUUCCUGUAUACUGAUUGGAAGUGGAAUGAAAUAAUCCUUCCCAAACCAUGUCCCUGUGGGCCAUGCCUUAUAUAAAAUAAUUCCAUUAAUUCAAUGGGCACUCAGGACCUCAACAUAUGUCCAUAGGGUCAUAUGUGUGCCCUAUUGUUGAAUGUACGUUGCAUAUCCCAAGGCACUAAAGAAGAGGAAAUGGAAACAUAAUUGUGUCAUUCUGGAUGAUCGCGUGAUUAACUUUUCCAAAUGGACGUCCUGCCUUAAAUCUCUAAUUUCCUAAAAUAUUGUUCUUAACUGGUAUUUUCAAGUGUAAUAUUGUGAGAACACAAAUUCAACAUUAGAUGUGUAUUAUAAAGAAUCUUGGAAGCAUUUGAAAAGGCUCUUAUAAGAUUGUAGAUACUUUAAAAAUGCAAUAAACAUCUCAGUAUUUGAAGGGG
This is a messenger RNA of Suncus etruscus (white-toothed pygmy shrew), 2239 nucleotides long. RefSeq names its product membrane bound O-acyltransferase domain containing 2 (gene MBOAT2). Bases 112 to 1680 code for a protein of 522 amino acids. Gene Ontology annotation, biological process: lipid modification. The transcript is spliced from 13 exons. Gene Ontology annotation, molecular function: acyltransferase activity. The record is from RefSeq and is a predicted model, not a curated record. NCBI's taxonomy places the organism in Eukaryota, Metazoa, Chordata, Mammalia, Eulipotyphla, Soricidae. Gene Ontology annotation, cellular component: membrane.